Molecule: messenger RNA, 2241 nt
Organism: Symbiodinium natans
Lineage: Eukaryota; Dinophyceae; Suessiales; Symbiodiniaceae
Source: the annotation of a GenBank genome assembly
AUGGCGCGAGUCCUUCGAAGUGUGGUGGCAGCCGCGUCCACCGCAGCCGCGGCAGCUGUCUUCCAUGUGCCCCUUCAGAAGCGGGAGCUCACGUUUGAGGAGACCCUCGACUCGGUGAACAUGGGCGUUCAGAAGUGGGAAGCCCGCCUGGGGGCCAAGGGCGGCGAAGACCCCGUGAUCAUCGACGACUACAUGAAUGCACAGUACUACGGCGAGGUCGAGGUGGGCACCCCAGGACAGAAAGAGAUGGUGAUCUUUGACACCGGCUCUGCAAAUCUUUGGGUCCCCAACACCCGUCCCUUUCUGUCCAGCCACAACAUCUAUGAUCAUUCCAAGUCGUCCACUUACAAGAAGAAUGGCACGACCUUCGCCAUUCAGUAUGGCUCCGGGCCAGUCUCCGGUGUGUUUUCUGCGGAUGACAUCACCAUCGGCGACUUGAAGCUGAAGGACUACACCUUUGCAGAGGUGGACAAGACAUCGGGCUUGGGCUUGGGCUACCGCCUGGGCAAGUUCGACGGCAUUCUCGGCCUGGGAUGGGACUCGAUCUCCGUUGGGCACGUGCCGACGCCCAUGAAUGCCCUGGUGGCGUCGGGCCAGCUCCCCAAGCCCAUUUUCGCUUUCUACCUGGGCAACAACCAGCCGGGUGAGCUGCUCUUUGGCGGCGUGGACCCCAAGCACUACACCGGUGACUUUGCCUUCGUGCCUCUCAGCUCUGAAACCUACUGGCAGAUCAAUCUGGAUGCUGUGAAGCUGGGCUCUGAUUCCAUGUCGAGUACGAAGAGCGCCAUUGUGGAUUCGGGCACUUCCUUGCUUGCCGGGCCCAAGGAUGAAGUGGCCAAGAUUGCUGCGAAGCUGGGUGCGAAGUCCAUCCUGGGCAAGGAGUAUGUUGUCGACUGCAGUGCCAAGCUGCCGGACCUUACCUUCACCUUGGGCGGCAAGGACUACACCCUCUCGCAACCCGACCUGAUCCUGCAGCAGUCUGGCUCGCAGUGCAUCCUCGGCUUGACCGGCAUCGAUGUCCCCGCGCCCCGAGGACCUCUCUGGAUCCUGGGUGACGUCUUCAUGCGCAAGUUCUACGUGCAGUUCGACUGGGGCCAGAAGCGCCUUGGCUUCGCCAAAGCCGCCCAAGCAGAGUCGCAAGCACAGACUCUUCGCGUGCCCCUUCAGAAGCGGGAGCUCACGUUUGAGGAGACCCUCGACUCGGUGAACAUGGGCGUUCAGAAGUGGGAAGCCCGCCUGGGGGCCAAGGGUGGCGAAGACCCCGUGAUCAUCGACGACUACAUGAAUGCACAGUACUACGGCGAGGUCGAGGUGGGCACCCCAGGACAGAAAGAGAUGGUGGUCUUUGACACCGGCUCUGCAAAUCUUUGGGUCCCCAACACCCGUCCCUUUCUGUCCAGCCACAACAUCUAUGAUCAUUCCAAGUCGUCCACUUACAAGAAGAAUGGCACGACCUUCGCCAUUCAGUAUGGCUCCGGGCCAGUCUCCGGUGUGUUUUCUGCGGAUGACAUCACCAUCGGCGACUUGAAGCUGAAGGACUACACCUUUGCGGAGGUGGACAAGACAUCGGGCUUGGGCUUGGGCUACCGCCUGGGCAAGUUCGACGGCAUUCUCGGCCUGGGAUGGGACUCGAUCUCCGUUGGGCACGUGCCGACGCCCAUGAAUGCCCUGGUGGCGUCGGGCCAGCUCCCCAAGCCCAUUUUCGCUUUCUACCUGGGCAACAACCAGCCGGGUGAGCUGCUCUUUGGCGGCGUGGACCCCAAGCACUACACCGGUGACUUUGCCUUCGUGCCUCUCAGCUCUGAAACCUACUGGCAGAUCAAUCUGGAUGCUGUGAAGCUGGGCUCUGAUUCCAUGUCGAGUACGAAGAGCGCCAUUGUGGAUUCGGGCACUUCCUUGCUUGCCGGGCCCAAGGAUGAAGUGGCCAAGAUUGCUGCGAAGCUGGGUGCGAAGUCCAUCCUGGGCAAGGAGUAUGUUGUCGACUGCAGUGCCAAGCUGCCGGACCUUACCUUCACCUUGGGCGGCAAGGACUACACCCUCUCGCAACCCGACCUGAUCCUGCAGCAGUCUGGCUCGCAGUGCAUCCUCGGCUUGACCGGCAUCGAUGUCCCCGCGCCCCGAGGACCUCUCUGGAUCCUGGGUGACGUCUUCAUGCGCAAGUUCUACGUGCAGUUCGACUGGGGCCAGAAGCGCCUUGGCUUCGCCAAAGCCGCCCAAGCAGCUUCUGUUCUGAUGGUGUGA